GAAGCGGCACGGCGCUCAAACGAUAUAGAUAGCCCUUCUAGUCGUCUUUCUCCUCCUUUCUCCUCUCCCCGUUUCAAGGUUCUUUUCCCUGUCGCCAAACCUUGAUCAUGGCUGAGCAGCUCAUCCUUCGCGGAACUCUUGAGGGCCACAAUGGCUGGGUUACCAGCUUGGCUACCUCUCUUGAGAACCCCAACAUGCUUCUCUCCGCCAGUCGCGACAAGACUUUGAUCGUCUGGAACUUGACUCGUGACGACCAAGCAUACGGUUACCCCAAAAGAAGCCUUGAGGGCCACUCCCACAUUGUCUCCGACUGUGUCAUCUCCUCAGACGGUGCCUACGCUUUGUCUGCCUCCUGGGACAAGACUCUCCGUUUGUGGGAACUUGCGACUGGCAACACCACCCGUGUCUUCAGCGGUCACACCAGCGAUGUCCUCUCCGUUUCCUUCUCUGCCGACAACCGUCAGAUCGUCUCCGGUUCCCGUGACCGAACCAUCAAGCUCUGGAACACCCUUGGUGACUGCAAGUUCACCAUUACCGAGAAGGGCCACACCGAGUGGGUGUCUUGCGUCCGCUUCAGCCCUAACCCCCAGAACCCCGUUAUUGUCUCUGCCGGUUGGGACAAGCUUGUGAAGGUCUGGGAACUCGCUUCCUGCCGCCUUCAAACCGACCACAUCGGACACACCGGAUACAUCAACACCGUCACCAUCUCCCCGGACGGUUCCCUCUGCGCUUCCGGUGGCAAGGACGGCACCACCAUGCUCUGGGACCUCAACGAGUCCAAGCACCUCUACUCCCUCCAGGCCGGUGACGAGAUCCACGCCCUCGUCUUCUCCCCUAACCGCUACUGGCUCUGCGCCGCCACCAGCAGCAGCAUCACCAUCUUCGACCUCGAGAAGAAGAGCAAGGUUGACGAGCUCAAGCCCGAAUAUGUCGAGAAGGGCAAGAAGAGCCGUGAGCCCGAGUGUGUUUCCUUGGCCUGGAGCGCUGAUGGUCAGACUUUGUUCGCUGGUUAUACCGACAACAAGAUCCGUGCUUGGGGUGUUAUGUCACGAGCAUAAAUGGGGAUUUUUUUUAAUGUUGGGUUAGGAGCAAAGAAUUGAAACGGAAUUUUGUAGAAAAAAUUAUCAAAAAGGGCAACGAAUCCAUCAAAAAUACCACAUUCAAUUUGUCUAUUCCGAUUGAGUGACUGUUUUCUUUUUGAGAAAAAGAAUGGAGGCUGGGUUCUAGGAAAUGGAAUGAAGCGAUGAGCAUUAAUGAAAGCCAGAAUUUCUUUUUUCUGUUACUAUGAGUUUUCGUCUUUUUGCGCAAACUUUCUCUGAUUACCACUUGAGGUUGGUUGGGAUUGUAAAGCAUCAUCUUUUUCGAAACGUUUCCCUUCGAUCUCUACCCUUCGCAGGGAAGCAGAAGUCGUUCAGGAGUGGCUAUGUGACGUUUAUUAUCAUGCAAGAUGUUUGAAUAAAAUCAGGACAUUAAAAAAUCUAAGUGCUUCCCACUUGGU
Talaromyces stipitatus ATCC 10500 is the source of this 1498-nucleotide messenger RNA. RefSeq names its product G-protein complex beta subunit CpcB. Bases 108 to 1058 code for a protein of 316 amino acids. Gene Ontology annotation, cellular component: cytosol; nucleus. Lineage: Eukaryota; Fungi; Ascomycota; Eurotiomycetes; Eurotiales; Trichocomaceae. Gene Ontology annotation, biological process: positive regulation of protein phosphorylation; rescue of stalled cytosolic ribosome. The record is from RefSeq and is a predicted model, not a curated record. Gene Ontology annotation, molecular function: translation regulator activity; ribosome binding; protein kinase C binding. The transcript is spliced from 4 exons.